Messenger RNA from Besnoitia besnoiti, 2388 nucleotides. RefSeq lists its product as uncharacterized. Lineage: Eukaryota; Apicomplexa; Conoidasida; Eucoccidiorida; Sarcocystidae. The transcript has 6 exons. Bases 1 to 2388 code for a protein of 795 amino acids. The record is from RefSeq and is a predicted model, not a curated record.
AUGGAAGUCUGCUGUGCCACGUGCCGUCCACCGGCGUCUCGCUGCGCCGCGGGCGCCGAACUGCGAAGGUUUCCCUCGGCGCUCUUCGCAGGCGCGCAGCACCUCACGACUCUUGUUUUUCUCUUUUUGGUCUCCAGGCCCUUCCUCGGGUAUGCCUUGGGCGUCGAUCCCUACCGUGAGGCCGUAGAGACCCCCGAGGCCCCGAACGUGCCGCCGUUUCCGCCGGCGACCUCGCCGCCAGUGCCGUCCCUUUACCCUGCAUCUCUGGACUCUCCUGAACUUCCGCCUCGCGCGCGGCGUCAAGCGCCGCCGCCGCCAUAUAAUCCGCGCUACGCCGUUCCAGCUGCCGAGGGGGAGGGGCCUGCCUACCGCGUGCGCGAGUUCGCAGCGCCGCCCGCGUCGGUUCUUUCUCCCGCAGCGCCGCCUGUGGACGCGGCGUUGUACCCUUCCAAAGAGUUGCAGCUCGAUGUCCCCCUUGCAGACCCUGUGCCGGUCCCUGUUCCCGUUCCUCGACGUAAAUUCACAACGCGCCACACCCCAGAGGCAGCAGAAGCCUACGCGCCCUAUCCCUCCGCCGGCGCAGACUCCGCGCGAGGCAGCCCCAAGCCCCGCGCGGAGGCGGCGUAUACGCCCUACCCGCUCCUUGCAUCUUCUGUGAGGGAGCCAGAAGCCGCCGACGACGAUUUAAGUCCUACGCCCGCCCCGAGGGCGCGGCGCUCAACAAGACUAGUUUCCCCCGAAGUCGACGACUACCAUCCAAGGCCUCGUGAGCCCCCCCGGGGGGCGCCGCGCGUGAGAAGGCUGCCAAAGCCCCAGACUUCUCCCUCUUAUCCAUUCUAUCCUUCCGCCAGCGCAGGCACAUCGGUACAGGCCUCAGCGCCGCCAGCUGAAGAUGCAGCCGCCCAGCAAGUCUACGCUAGGAUCUACGACCUGUUCAGACGCCUGGGCGAGCCUUUCCCGCCGCAUCAGAGGGACUCCGACUACCUGCCUUGGUGGCACGUGAAAGGGAUGGGGUACGACUAUUCUGAAGAUUUCUACGCCACUACGGACAGUCUCAAACAUGUCAAAGAGGAGGGCGCGAGACUGGCUAUUGAGCUCAUCCAAGCCACUCUGCGAGGCACUCCAGCUUACCCCGAGCGGCAAUUGAAGACUGUAAUCAUGUGGAAGCAGCACGCCCGGGAUCAGUGGGAGAUUGUCAGCGAGGCGGUCAUGGUGCCGGCAGGCCAUAACCCGUUGGUCGCUCAUCUGUUUGUCGCCGUGAUGCUGAACUUGACUGAGCAUGUCGACCUGAAGUGUGCGCAUCGACUCGCGGAGAUGGAGCCUCAAGUGGAAGCCCGCUUCCGCGCCGACGAUUCGCGGACUGUGCGCGUCCUGCAGAAUAGGGAUCUCGAGUCGCCGCUGCGGGACUUCGCUGAGAUUCGCCUGAUCUUCGAGCGAACUUCAAACGAAAAGAAGACAGCCGCGUGCGUUGGAGACCUGUCGGGCAGACUUCGCAGCCUUCUCCCCCGCCGCAUGUAUCAGCCACUGCCCACAGUGCCUAUGCAGACUGUACUGUUGAUCCCGACGCCAGGGGACAGGCCGCUGGACACCUACGAUCCUCCGUCUCAGGACGGUCUGGUCGUCUACAACUUCGUCCAGCCGUUUCGCACGAGUGUGCUCACGCAAAUCGAAAUCAAGAAGAACACAGACCUCGUCCUCGGGCAGCUGUCGUCGAUGCUUCUCAAAGCUGCGCUCCCGACUACAGAGCAGUGCGGCCUCAUGUGGACGCGACUCACUCCCGCCUACACAGCGCUUGUCGAGGACGCGAGCGGCUCGCUUUACCACGUUCCUCUGUCGAAGAAAACACUGUCACUCCGGCAGCUGCUCGAUGUCGCCCAAGUCGUCAAACGGCGCACGAACCGAGAAGUCAACAUCACGCUGAACGUCUUCUUCCCUGCGCUUCUGAGGUCGGAGGCAGUUGCUGUUCACCGCUGUCAACCUAAUCUCUGGAAGCAGCUCGUCCCGCGGCACACGCCAGUGAGCGGAGCUCGCAUCCACGUUCUCAUCAAUGUGGCAUGCGAUGGACUCGUCAAGGCGCGGUGCAAGCGACGGGCCGUCGCUAUUCGCUUCUCGAAUCCCUUCGCCACGGUGGCUGAUGCUCUCCUGGCUAUCCGCCCUUUUAUCCGCCAAACCGACGGAGAGGGUUCGAUACGCUCUCCGCCGGCAUGCUUCGGCGGCUACGCCCGCCUGAAAAAGAAGGUGAAGCGUCUCUUCAACAUCGGGCAUCCAUGGAGAGAGAUCGGCGGAUCAGUGCGGCUGUCUGACCUCCGGCAAGAGACAACCGAGCUCCUUCUGGCGCCGCGGGUAUCACACGCGCGCUUCGGGCGGAUACCUCAACCGCACACAUAG